Closterium sp. NIES-65 is the source of this 1878-nucleotide messenger RNA. NCBI's taxonomy places the organism in Eukaryota, Viridiplantae, Streptophyta, Zygnematophyceae, Desmidiales, Closteriaceae. The record is from the annotation of a GenBank genome assembly.
AUGGGCCACUGGGUCAAACUCGCGGUGCCGUCGUCUCGCCGCGUGCCCUGCUCGCACAUAGUUAAAGCGGCGAUUAAGAGAGGGGAGGCCGGGGUGGAGCGAGGCCGGGUGCUGCAUCGGCUGCAGCUCAAGGAACACCCGGGAAGGGAUGGCUGCGCGGUAAAAUACGAUGCUGAUGUGGACCCAUGGGAUAUGCAUCCCGUGCCACGUGGCAAAUUCUCCUACUCCUCCUGCCGUGUGGAGUGGAUCAUCUACUCUUCUGACUGCGGACUCAGCAUGGUUCGAAUGGCGGAUUUCGCGCACAUGGCGGCCAUUCCGUUCGCCGUGGUGGGGGUGGGUGUGCCCUGGAGAGGCCAGGGCGGCCGCAUGCGGACUAUCCGAGACUACCUCCGCUCGCUGCCGCCCGACCGCAUUGUCAUUUCCACCGACGCCGAUGACGCGUUCCUCAUGCCAGGACCCCCAUGCCGCCCGGAGAACCUCGUCGAGGCGUUUCUCUCGCUCAACGCGCCCGUGGCCUUCGGAGGAGAAAUUUUCUGCUACCCGGAUUGGCGGAAAAAUUUGGUGUUUUACCCUCGAAAAAUCAACGAGACACAGAACUGGUUUCUGAACUCCGGAGCCUACGUGGGAUACGCGUGGGCCCUGGCUAAGAUCAUAGACGCGACAUACGUGGGAGACUGCAUGCAAGACCAGCGUGCAUACACCCUCGGGUUUAUCGGCCAGCAGUACCUCUUCAGGCACCUCCCCCGUGUGCCCUACCCUGAACCCAGUGACUUCGAAUCCGCCCUCAGCAGCAUGGGUAAUGUCACUGCGGCUGUGGCCGCCCAGGAAAAAUUCGCCGACUCACCGUUCCGCAAGCCGUGGCGCAACCCGCGCCCCGUGCGGUACAACACGACCAUGUCGCCGUUCCACCGGCUGCCGCCCGCGUCAGAAGAGAAGGUGAUCAGCGAGGCGAUGGAGGCGGGGCAGAAGGAUGCGCCGUCUGUCAUGGCUGCUCCGUUCAUGAAGCUGGAUCAUUACAACACGCUCUUCACUCACCUGGGGGGGUAUCCUUGGGAGGAGUUUGAAGUGGUGGGGAAGGGUGGAGAGGCGAUGGUGCGCGCGAAGAGCACAGGCGGCAUGGCAUGUAUUUUGCAUCAGCAGGGAGACAAGAUGCAGAAUCUGUCCAUGUACUAUGUGUUUGAGCAGGCCAGCUCUGUUUACCCCGCAAUCCCUUAUCCUUUGCCUGCGCCCUACUUCCCCCCUCCCUCUGCCCUGCUUCCCCCCUCCCUUUGCCCUGCUUCCCCCUCCCUAUGCCCUGCUUCCCCCCUCCCUAUGCCUUGCUUCCCCCCUCCCUUCGCCAAGCUUCCCCCCUCCCUUCGCCCUGCUUCCCCCCUCCCUCCGCCAGACUUCCCCACUCCCUCUGCCCUGCUUCCCCCCUCCCUUCGCCCUGCUUCCCCCCUCCCUCUGCCCUGCUUCCCCCCUCCCUCUGCCCUGCUUCCCCCCUCCCUCCGCCAGGCUUCCCCCCUCCCUGCGCCCUGCUUCCCCCCUCCCUCUGCCUUGCAUCCCCCCUCCCUCUGCCCUGCUUCCCCCUCCCUAUGCCCUGCUUCCCCCUCCCUCCGCCAAGCUUCGCCCCUCCCUUCGCCAAGCUUCCCCCGUCCCUUCGCCCUGCUUCCCCCCUCCCUCCACCCUACUUCCCCCCUCCCUCCACCCUGCUUCCCCCCUCCCUCCACCCUGCUUCCCCCCUCCCUCCGCCUGCUUCCCCCCUCCCUCCUCCUUGCUUCUCCCCUCCCACCUCCCUGCUUCCCCCCUCCUUCCUCCCCGCUUCCCCCCUCCCUCCUCCCUGCUUCCCCCCUCCCACCGCUCUGCUUCAACAACAACAGCACAGUGAUCUCUACCUAG